This is a messenger RNA of Ceraceosorus bombacis, 4808 nucleotides long. Lineage: Eukaryota; Fungi; Basidiomycota; Exobasidiomycetes; Ceraceosorales; Ceraceosoraceae. The record is from the annotation of a GenBank genome assembly.
AUGUCUGCGCUGACACCAGAGACUUUGGCAGCGCUGCGAGCGCCCAUCCUCCGGAUCCUGCGAGCGUCUGAUCUCCAGAGCAUCAGCGCUAAAAAGGUCCGGGCGCAGCUGGCAGACAGCGGCUUGCUGGGUCAGCUGGGCGUCAAUGUGGAAGAGAAGCUUCACAAAUCGGCCUUGGAUGAUGAGAUCAGAGGUGCUUUCGCCUUGCUGGAUGCUGAACGUCAAAGGAAUGGAGCGGCUCCUCUGGGCAAUGCUGCUGCUGCUGCUGCUGCUGCUGCCGCCGCGCAGCCCGCUUCUUCUUCGGCACCGGCGGUGCAUCAAGGCAUCGCCUUGCCUGGACUGGGACGCAGGGGCGACUCUUCGAGCACCAGCAUCACUUCUUCCGCGCCUACCAUUCCUCACCGCGUCAAAGCGGAGCAAGAUGCGCAAAUGGCAGCUCGCCUGCAAAAGCAGUACGAUGCGGAAUCUGGUCCUUCCACUCGAAGAUCCAACGGAAUCAGCUCAUCUUUGGGCGGAGGCAAGCGGAAGAAGUUGGGCGGAGUGAGCAAGUCGGACGAUGUGAUUAGCAGCGAGGAGGAGGUGGGAGUUGUGGGCAACGGGUCGGGCAGCAGCGGCAGCGCAAAGAAGAGGAAGAGCUCGAGCUCGAGCUCGAGCGGGACAAAGUCGAGAAAGAAGAAGGAAAAGGAGCUGAAUGCGGAUGGAACGGAAAAGGCAAAGAAUCCGAACAAUCCCUUCAACAGGCCCGUUCUGCUCAGUCCCGCAAUGGCUGAUAUAUGCGGCGGCGAUGAGGUGAGCGGAUGCGAGACGCUUUACGGGCGAUCUGUGCCGGCGUGUGCUGCGUGUAUGCGCUCGAAGAGCUGCGGAGCGCGCUUCACAAUGUCCUGAGGGCCAUCUUGCGGCAGUGAGAAAGGCACUCGAUGCUUUGUGUAGCGCGCCGAGACGCUAUUCAGUUCUUCGUGGUGCCCGGUCGCUCACCUUGUCUUCCUCGAUGCUUUUCUACUGCAAAGAUGCCGAGAUACGAAAUCACCAAGAAGCUCUGGCAGUACAUCAAGGCGAACAGCUUGCAAAACCCGACGAAUGGAAGAGAGGUGAGAGCUAGGCAGCACAGUUGGAACCGCCUGCUUGACUGACUCGACCUUUCUCUGGCUCAUAGAUCUUGUGCGACGCAAAGCUUACGGAUUUGUUCGGAAAGUCCAAGGUGGAGUGCGUAGUGCUGCGCUGGUCGCCCGCAGAGAUGCCAUGCUAAUCGCAAGUUUCUGCUGCUCCUUUUGAUUCGAAAAGCUCCUUCGCGAUGGCAAAGGUGCGUUGUGCUCUCUCGUGUGCUGGCGUGCUCGCUUGAUGUGCCCGUCUGCUGAUCUGCUGCGCUCCGCUCCGCUCCGCUCCCACCAUCAUGCGUGCGUCCCCGCCCGUCAGCUUGUAUCUCAGCAUGUCAGGCGCAAAGAAGAUCUCUGAGUCAUGCCACGCUUCAUCAACAUUCGUCAUCUAAAUUACUCUCUUCUCCUCGAUUGUCUAUUCUCAUAUUUCCCCGAUUGCCCCUCCUCACCUUGAGCGCCUACACUCGACUCGCGUCUUGGCAAAGCAAAAAGCAAACAACAAGCAGACAAAGUGGGACCCGGCCUUUGAACCCUCGAAACGCCUUUGGCGUGGUGCUGCACACUGCCGUCUACAUAAUCAUCUUCAAACGUCACACAUUUUCGAGAUGGGAAUCGAUGCCUCGAUGCACUUGAUCCAUCGCUGAGUCAUCAAGCCCAAUGUCAGGAGUCUUGCGUCGUCCUUUGUUGAAGCUCAAUGCGCAAUUCCCGGUCAUCAAGAGGCGUGAGAAGCGAACACCGCUGCACGUGAUUGCGUGGUGGACGCGCCAAAACGCGUACACGCGCGCCCCCGUGUCGUGUCACUUUUGACAAUGGCGUCGCACGCGUAAAUUCUCGCUAUGCAGCCAGCCGCGCGCCGCGGGACGUGCAUACUGUACAGUGCUCCGACUGCGCGCUGCACAAAUCAGCAGAGGGCAGAUCGAAGGAGGAGCUAGGAGAUCAUAUAUGCAGCGAUGUCCCCGCCUCGCUCGCCUACCACAUGUCUGAUUGUCACGAUCGCCUGAGAGCAUAUCACUUCGUGCGCAGAACUCGUUCACGUCUACACGCCGCUCUUAUCCUUUGCAUUCGUUCCCUCCGGCCCUUGACCACGCCCGCUUGCUCGCUGCUGCAGCUUUCCCGGGGUAUCCGUGCGUCAGCCAAGAUCACAAGUCUCGCCAGACCCGACCUUCAUCUCGCCUUGUACGCAAGAUUGGGGAAACCCCGUGCCGGUGCCUCGGCUACCUUGGCUGGUGCGCGGUAGCGCCUGACCGAGCGCCGCAAAUCCCCCUACAGGCGCACGAAAGCUCAUUGACGAUUCCGCUGCGGCUGUGUCAGCUAGAAUGGACGCUGAAAGACUUGGCGAGGCCUCAGGAUCGCGUACAGCGCGUGUGGAUCGAGCAACGCCUGAGCCAGAAGAGGAGGGAGGAGUCGCCGCUCGAGCAGUCAGCCCUUUCAAGUUUGUCUACGAGCAACCCCACCUCUUCGAGUCGCAUACACGCGGACCGUCUUUGGAAGAGCCAGCGCCCGAGAUGGAAGCGGACGCUGAUGUGUCGCUUGACCACUCGCCGGCCUUAUCGGCUGCGAGCAGCAUACACUCUGGUAGACAAGCUACCAUGUCUCCUGUGCCGAGCGCACAUGGCGGAGCAGAUGUGUAUGCCCCUAGCGACUCGGCGUACGAUGAGGAAAAGAGCGAUAUGGACGAGUAUCGAGAAGCUGAGCAGGAGGAGGAGGAGAACGUGCAAUCUGAUAGCUCAGAGUCUGUCUUUAGGUCAGAUGAGGAGGCAGAGAGGCUGCAGGUGGAAGUUCAAGAGCUGUACGACAAGGUGUCGGGUCUGGAAAACUUCUACUCGAUCGUGGACAAACUUGGUGAAGGUGGGCAGACCGCGCGUCGGACCGAUGUCCGCCAUCUCGCAUACGCGCAGCUAACACUCGCCGCAUCGCGAUCUCGUUUCAACCCAGGCACCUUCUCGUCCGUCUACAAGGCGAUCGAUGUGCAUCACUACGUCUAUGACAAUCGCAGUUGGAGCAAUGUGGACCCAUACCAGCAAGCUCCCGUCACGGCGCCUGGCAGGCCAGCACGCAAUCACUACGUUGCAUUGAAGCGCAUAUACGUCACUAGCAGUCCCACCCGCAUCCUGAACGAGCUCGAGAUUAUGGCGAAAUGCAGGCGAGUGUUGUUCCACCGCAUACAGCGGGUGAAGCCAGACCCGAGGCACUGACCUGCCCCGUCUUGCCCCCACCUUGCAGGGACCGAAGUCACCUGGCCUACCUCAUCACCGCAUUCCGAUCAGAGGAUCAAGUCAUCGUGGUCAUGCCCUACAACCGCAAUCGCGAUUUCAGAGUCAGUACCGAGCUCAAGGAUUGCAUUUGAGACGAGGCUGCUUACACUGCCUGCUUGUGCGCCUCGCCUCAGGAUUACUAUCGCCAGAUGCCAUUGUCGGACCUCAAGUGCUACAUGACUUGCCUACUCAAGGCUCUCGAAGGUCUGCAUCUACUUGGUAUUGUCCACCGAGAUGUGAAGCCAGCCAACUUUCUGUACGAUCCCGACACUGGCGAGGGCACGCUGUGCGAUUUCGGAUUGGCAGAGGUGAGCGCAUGCAUGCUGUCCAAGUCUGACAAUCUCAGCUCAGUCCGACCUUGCUAUGGUGUUGUUGCUCCUCAGACGCUCGACUAUAGGCGCUGGCGAGGCAAGUGUCACCACUCGAAACCCGAGGGUUACUUUCGUCAUGGCCAGAUCAAGAUCAAUCUCGACGUCCCCUCCUUGCACUUCUCUCCCGGAGGACUGCUGGACGAUAUGAACGGACCUUACAAGGCGCUUCCGGAGAGGAGCUCUGUCGGCCUCUCGGCGAAGCACAGUGCCAACGUUGGUGGAAAGGGCAAAAUGGGACCUCCAGAGCGAGUGGGGUACCUCAAGGAGGAUGCUAGGUGAGUCUGGAGCCUAGAGCUUGGGAAAGCGCACGCGCUGAACACGGACCAGUCUCGCUGCUUGAUCGAUUGUUCCAACAGAUAUAGCAUACAGGCCAACCGUGCGGGCACCCGCGGAUUCCGCGCUCCCGAGGUGCUUUUGAAGUGCCAAGAUCAGACGACUGGUGAGUGAGGGAGCCCGGGAGAGUGGAUGCGGCAGCGUGUAUAAAUAGCUGACACGCAUCGUCCACUGACCGCACUAGCCAUCGAUACUUGGUCCGUUGGCGUCUUGAUGUUAUGCUUCCUCAUCAAGCGUUUUCCACUCUUCAACGCCAACACCGACACGGAGGCUCUGUUGGAGCUGAUGAUGAUGUUUGGUAAGAAGCGCAUCGAGCAAGUCGCCCUUCUGCACAGUGAGCAUGGGCGAACAUUUCUUUGAGGUGACGAGCGAGGGAGAAACGGUCUCUUACACGCACGCUGCUUCUUUUCGCAGACCGCACAUUCUACACGAAUCUUCCAGGCACAUUCAACCCCCUGGAGCGCGAUCCUACUAGAGACGGUUUCCGCCUUCCGGAAUUCGUGCAGCAUCUCAAUCCUGACAUCUACGAAGCGCCACUCGACCAUCCGGAUCCUGCGCAAUACAUCAGAGAGGUGGAGAGAGCGAUCGAUCUGUGCAGGAGAUUGAUGCAGCUAGACUUGACGCGCAGGUACGAUGCAAAGCUGGCACUUAGGCAUCCCUUUUUGAACGAGGAGACGGCUCGUUCGGAGGAUGAGCACAGGGAAGCGGCGGCUGCUGCUGCUGCUACCAAUAUUGCUACAAAGUUGGAGCAUUGA